This is a messenger RNA of Gaeumannomyces tritici R3-111a-1, 1194 nucleotides long. Its product is annotated as tryptophanyl-tRNA synthetase. Gene Ontology annotation, biological process: mitochondrial tryptophanyl-tRNA aminoacylation. The coding region runs from base 1 to 1194 and encodes 397 amino acids. The record is from RefSeq and is a predicted model, not a curated record. Gene Ontology annotation, cellular component: mitochondrion; mitochondrial matrix. The transcript has 4 exons. Gene Ontology annotation, molecular function: ATP binding; tryptophan-tRNA ligase activity. Lineage: Eukaryota; Fungi; Ascomycota; Sordariomycetes; Magnaporthales; Magnaporthaceae.
AUGUUCAAGGCCGCUCGCCUGCGGCCCCCCCUGCGGUGGCGCCCGCCACCGCCGCUCUGCCGGGCGCUGUCAUCAUCGUCAUCUACUACCACCCCGACCACCCCAACCCCGGCCGCCGCCCCCGACGGCGCCGUCGUCCUCUCGGGGAUCCAGCCGACGGGCGUGCCGCACCUGGGCAACUACCUGGGCGCGCUGCGGCAGUGGCGGCGGCUGCAGGACGGCGCGCCCGCGGGGGCGGCGCUGCUCUACUCGGUCGUGGACCUGCACGCCAUCACGGCUGCUGCUGCUGCGCCCCAGGGGCCGCCCGGAGCAGCGCUGCUGCGCCAAUGGAGGCGCGGGGCCGUGGCCGCGCUGCUGGCCGUCGGGCUGGACCCGGCCCGGUGCGUCGUCUUCUUCCAGUCGGCCGUGCCGGCGCACGCCGAGCUCAUGUGGAUCCUGAGCUGCACGGCGUCGGUCGGGUCGCUGUCGCGCAUGACGCAGUGGAAGUCGAAGCUGUCCAUGGACGAGUCCAAGUCCUUCAUGGACGACAAGGUCAAGAAGAAGCUGAAGCUCGGCCUCUUCUCCUACCCGGUCCUCCAGGCGGCCGACGUGCUUGUUCAUAGCAGAGCAACUCAUGUCCCGGUCGGAGAGGACCAAAAGCAGCAUCUCGAAUUCGCACGCGAGUGUGCUACCAACUUCAACGCCGCCUACGGACAACUCCUCGUGCCUCCCGAAACCAUCAUAUCACCCUCCGCCCGCGUCAUGUCCCUCCGGGACCCGCAGCAAAAGAUGUCCAAGUCGAGCCCCAACGCCAACUCGCGCAUCCUCCUGACCGACACGGCCGACGAGAUCCGCAGGAAGAUCGCCGCCGCCGUCACGGACCCGCUCGAGGGCGGCGUCCGGUACGACCGCGAGGCCCGGCCCGGGGUGGCCAACCUCCUGUCCCUCCUCAGCGCCUUCGACCCGGAGGGCAGGACGGCCGCGCAGCUGGCCGAGCCGGGCGCCUUUGGCGGCCGCCCCCGCGGCGAGCUCAAGGGCGCCGUCGCCGACGCCGUCGUCCGCGGCCUCGACGGCAUCCGGGACAGGUACCUCGAGCUGCUGUCGAGGGACGGCGGCAGGUACCUCGACGAGGUCGCCCUCCAGGGCGCCAUCAAGGCACGCGAGAACGCCGAGAGGACGAUGCGGGAGGUGCGCGAGGCCAUGGGGCUCUCAUGA